CAGUGCUAAUGCAAUUGUGCACCACUACAAUAAAGGUGUGGAAAUCCAAAAAUUUACAAAAAAGUGAAAAAGUAAAAAUAUACAUAUUCAGUAUAGAGUAUAAGGCAUUUAACUUUCACAAAUUGCAUUAAGAUAAUUGAAUUGUAUGAUAGCGCUAAGACCUAAUCCAAUAUUGCUGUGCAGUGAGUGAAAAGUGUGCGUGCCGUGAGUCGAUGAAAAGGCAUUAGCCGAAGCCAAAGCUGCUUAGUUGUAGGAACUUUGGGGAUCUAGCAGAUAAACAUGCCGUUGCCCAAGCGUUCCAUAGAGCCCGUGCAUGUCGCGCGAUCUGUUUACCAGCAAGAUGAGCUGCAGUCUGUGGAAUUAGAGACAGUCACAAAUACCACUCUCACAAACAUAAUACGGCAAUUGUCGUCGCUCUCGAAACAUGCGGAGGACGUAUUUGGCGAACUGGCACGGGAUGUGGGCAACAUUGGAGAUCGAGCCAAUUCCUUGCAGGCGCGCAUUGAUCGGUUGGCAAUAAAGGUGACCCAGCUGGACAGCACCGUGGAGGAAGUACCACUCACCGAUAUAACACGCAAGAAGGCGUUCAAAUCGGCGAAGGUAUUCGACCAGCAGAUCUUCUCACGGUCCACGAUGCCCGCCCUCAUGCUGGAGACGUAUGCCCAGUGCGACAAGCCACCGCCACUGGACAAGCUCAAUGUCUAUCGUGAUGAUGGCAAAGACGGGCUUAAGUUCUACACGGAUCCCGAUUACUUCUUCGAGCUGUGGCGACAGGAGAUGAUCAAGGAUACGGAGCGCGUGAUGCACGACAAGGGCAAGAAGACGCAUCGACCACGACAAGAAGGCGCUGGCGGCGGCCAAAGCAACCGUCACAACAAACGUGUUCGAACUCCGCACAAUACGCGUGAGAAGCAACGACAAAUCGCCUUGGGCCAUGGCGAAACUCUGAUGCCCAACAAUGUUAUCUAUCGCACGCCCAACGCAAUGCCAAAUGAAGAAGCGGGAUAUGGCACUCAGCUAAUCGAAAUCCAAACUGUAAACGCUGACUGCGAUAUUCAGCUGGGAACGCUGGCACGUCGAAGGCGGCCCGUACAUCAACAGCCGGCGAAUAUCGAUGGUGUAUAUCAAGUAGACAUGGGCAUCUACGACAGUCGCCCUCUGCGGCCCAAUUCAAUUGAGCUGCGGCGCAGCUACCAGUCGGAGCAGAUCGAUGGCACUGGCUACGAGCCCCUCACACCACAGACAGCGGCAAAUCAAUACGCGGCUGCGUACGGCACCAAUGGCAUCUCGGCAGCGUCCCACAUGCACAUGCAGCAGCAGCAGCAACAGCAACAACAGCUAUACGACAGCUCAAUUUACCAUCAGUCGCAUGGGAUCUAUGGGCAGAGCGGGCAGGGCGCAAUGUCGCCCGAGCAGAUCUAUGGACCGGGGACGCCAUCGCGCACAAAGCCACGACCAUCGCAGCCGCCACCAGCGCCGCCUUCGAAUGGCAGUGGCGGCGGCACGCCCACUGCAUCCAAUGCCAAUACGCCCACGCGCGGACGCAGCAUGUCGACGAGUCGGGACGCACUGCCACCGCCGCCGCCAGUGCCGGAUGUGGUGUCGCCAAUGUCGGGCAUGAACGGCAUGGCCGGUGGUCAUAUGGCAGCUAAGCUACUGGGCCGCACCAACAGCACAUCGCGAGCUGGCUCUCCGCAGAUGGCGCCCAGCAAUAGUGCCCAGAAUGCGAACGAUAUGGUCAUGGCGCAGCUGAGCAACACUUUCAACAGCAUGGGCAUCACAAACAGCAAUCAGCUGAACUCGCUGAGCGAUUUGCCCCCGCCGCCUCCAGUGCCCGAUCAGCACUCACCAAAAAUGUCGCCACCCAAUGUAGCGCCACCGCCACCACCGCCACCGCCACCAGUGGAGGAGGGUGGUCUCGGUGCAGUACAAAUGCAGUCACAUCCACACCAAAUUAUGCCCAAGGCAUUGGCCAAUGGGGAACUGCAGCUUUGCCAGCCAAAUGGCGGCUCACACAUUGUGAGUGCUAAAAAGAUACAGGCGCCAUUCCACGAUCCACGCAACGAUUUGAUGAAAGCUAUUCGAGAUGGCAUUAUAUUGCGGAAGGUAGAAAAGUCGGAGUUGAAGGAAAUUGAACGGAAUACGGCAAUGUUGGAUGUGGCAUCGAUUUUGGCCAGGCGAGUGGCCAUUGAGCUGUCUGAGUCGGAAGACUCUGAUAGUGAAGAUGACAGCGAGGGCUGGAUGGAAACCAAUGAAACCUCUGCUUGAUCCCUGAUGGCUUCGGUUAAGCCGGAUAAAAUUGCUAAAAACAAGAA
Drosophila navojoa is the source of this 2315-nucleotide messenger RNA. RefSeq names its product wiskott-Aldrich syndrome protein family member 3 SCAR (gene SCAR). Gene Ontology annotation, biological process: actin cytoskeleton organization; positive regulation of Arp2/3 complex-mediated actin nucleation. The record is from RefSeq and is a predicted model, not a curated record. Lineage: Eukaryota; Metazoa; Arthropoda; Insecta; Diptera; Drosophilidae. Gene Ontology annotation, cellular component: cytoskeleton; SCAR complex. Gene Ontology annotation, molecular function: protein kinase A regulatory subunit binding; Arp2/3 complex binding; actin binding.